AUGCACAACGUAAACGUGACGUCAUGGAGGAUGUGCGUGCAACUGGCUGCUGAGCGCAUAUGUCCUGCAGAAACACAAUGGAGUUGUCCUAUCAAGCUAUCAAAACUGCAAACCAGGCAAGAGAAACAGACGAAUUAAGAACAGAGACCAGAAGAAGGAAUAUGCUUAUAUUAAUUUAUCAUCAUUUAAUGGAGGAAGGGUAUGCGGAUGCUGCGAGCGCACUGGAAAAAGAGACCCAUUUUGCUUUGCGUAGGUUUGAAGUGUGCGAUAAUGUUGACUUGGAUACAGUUCUCAUGGAGUAUGAAAGCUUUUAUUUCAUUAAGUUUCAGAAAUAUCCCAAGCUAACAAAGAAACUGCCAGAACAAGGUGAGAAUGGACGUGUUAGAAACUCCGGUAAGAAGAGGACCUCAAGUGUGACAAAAACGCUGCCCAGAAUCGCAUGUGUUCAGCAACCACAGUCCGGGAACGGGAUUAAAAAGCAAGAGUCUAAGGCAGCAGGGAAGGAUUGGUCUGGCACUGAGAACGGAGGAUCAUAUCUCCCAGAGAGGAACGAGUUUGGCCUCAAUGUGUCACCCAUCAUUAGGAAUGGAGCUGGCGAGGGGACGCAGAUGAAGAAGGGUCAACUGGUGGACUACAGGGGUCUCAUUCAGGAUGCUAUUAAAGGAACGUGUAAUGAAACAGCGGCAAACAGCUUGUCCUGCCACCCUGAUCCCUCAGAGCGGCUGCUCAAACCCAUCAGUGCCUUCUGUGGGAUGAACAGCGAGACGAGAGAGCUAGCAGCCGUCAUUAGCAGAGAUAUCUAUUUACACAACCCCAACGUGCACUGGGACGACAUUAUAGGCCUGGAGGCUGCCAAGCGAUUAGUCAAAGAGGCUGUCGUCUACCCCAUUAAGUACCCUCAACUGUUCACAGGAAUUCUCUCACCAUGGAAAGGUUUGCUGCUUUACGGGCCUCCAGGCACAGGAAAGACUAUGCUGGCAAAAGCAGUAGCUACAGAAUGCAACACAACAUUCUUUAACAUCUCUGCAUCCAGCAUUGUGAGCAAAUGGAGAGGAGAUUCUGAGAAGCUGGUUCGGGUUUUAUUUGAGUUGGCGAGAUAUCAUGCUCCAUCCACCAUCUUUCUGGAUGAGCUGGAGUCAGUGAUGGGCCAGAGAGGUGCUGGACCAGGGGGUGAGCAUGAAGGUGGCAGGAGGAUGAAGACAGAGCUCCUGGUUCAGAUGGAUGGACUGGCACGUUCUAACGACCUGGUUUUUGUUCUGGCUGCCUCAAAUCUACCCUGGGAGCUGGACCAUGCAAUGCUGAGAAGACUGGAGAAGAGGAUCCUCGUGGGUCUGCCUUCCAGUCCAGCCAGAAAGGCAAUGAUCAAUCACUGGCUUCCUCCAGUCAGCAAUACAGGAGGGGUGGAGCUUCGAACUGAGCUAGCCUACGAUGUACUUGCAGAGCAGUGAAGCGGGAGUUUCGGUGUCAAGUCUAAUCCCCCCCACCAAGCUGCCCACUCGCCCUCACGCUGAAUUAAAGGGCCAGUACACUGAUGAAAGAUUUAAAUGAAGAUGAGUUGACAAAAAGUAUAUAUUGCACAGAAAAAUAUAUUUGUAGAGUAUUUCAUAUCCAGUGAAUAUUAAUAUAUAAAAAGUUGAUAUUUUAUAUUAGCAGUUUGAUGUUCAGUGAUGAAGUAGAAAUGCUUGUGUUUGUAGAGAGUGAAUGUGAGACUAACAGGAGGUUUUUUUUUUAGAAUUCAGUCAACGUUAAUAUGAAUUAAUAACAUUCAAUAAGUUAAGAAAUCUUACUUUAAUCUUCAGAAUUUAGUUCAUGUAUUCAUGUUAAUUAGAGUAAUGUGUUUUCAGUUUAUGAGACCAGGUACUGUGAAACAACUUGCUGAAAUGGAGAGAAUAAAGUUUUUAUUUGCAUUUCUUUCAGAAUUCUUUUAAAUUAAUUAUUAAUAAUUUAAAAGAAGGUAUAAAAGGUAGAACUAUCUGUAUCUGUAUCGGCCGAUAUCACUCUGAAUAAUCGGUUAUCGGUA
Molecule: messenger RNA, 2020 nt
Organism: Ictalurus furcatus (blue catfish)
Lineage: Eukaryota; Metazoa; Chordata; Actinopteri; Siluriformes; Ictaluridae
Gene: katnal2
Product: katanin p60 subunit A-like 2
Exons: 15
Coding region: 60-1448 (462 amino acids)
Molecular function (GO): protein binding; ATP hydrolysis activity; ATP binding
Source: RefSeq, a predicted model, not a curated record